Messenger RNA from Dunckerocampus dactyliophorus (ringed pipefish), 6428 nucleotides. RefSeq names its product NCK adaptor protein 1b (gene nck1b). The record is from RefSeq and is a predicted model, not a curated record. The transcript has 3 exons. NCBI's taxonomy places the organism in Eukaryota, Metazoa, Chordata, Actinopteri, Syngnathiformes, Syngnathidae. Gene Ontology annotation, biological process: positive regulation of endoplasmic reticulum stress-induced intrinsic apoptotic signaling pathway; negative regulation of PERK-mediated unfolded protein response; positive regulation of translation in response to endoplasmic reticulum stress. Gene Ontology annotation, molecular function: ephrin receptor binding. Bases 1876 to 2856 code for a protein of 326 amino acids.
AGAAACUUAAUCUGAUUUUUGCCCCAGUUUGUCUACAUUGUAGCGUCUGGUUCAGGUACUAUUUUACAUUAGAGCAGGACCUCCUGAAAGAGUACAGUAAAGUUUGCCACGCCAUGGUACUGUUCAGGUAAGGUGAAUCCAGUCCGGUGUUUCCUCAGCAGGAUGUGCUGCCAUAUGUGACAUCAUACCCCCAUAUCAGACACCUGUGUGUCUAUCCCCACCCUCCACAGGAGUAACAAGGCCAUUGUGUUCCAUACUGCCAGGCCAUCAUUUGGACCACCACAAAUAGAUUUGUCGCAACGUCGUCACCCUCGUCCAAACACACCAUAAUGUAACUGUAACUCUGCUUCUUAACACACGUCAUACACGCCACAAAAAUGAAGCGACUCUAACAUGAAAGCAAGUAUAGGGCCCGAUAAAAUCUGUUACUUUUUUUUUUUUAUUGGACAAUUCAGCGAUUGCGUGGAUAGGGGAAUCACAGGCCCUACAAGGAUCACCCUUCUCAGCGAGCAGCGAGUGCACACUCAACAGGAUCAUACAGGACCAGAAUAUGACAUGUUUUUUUUUUCUUCUAUCAACUUAGACGUCAGCCUCUUUGUAAAGUAGAAUGGAUGUCAGCCCCCCCCCAGUGAGGCAGUCUUGUCAUGUGACAGUACUGUUUACUGUUUUAUCUAAAGGGCAAGGUAAUCCUGACGACAUGGAAACACUCCCGAAAUGAUAGUAAAACUUGCUACAGUUGUAAUGAUUUGCUUUUGAAAUGGUGGCCUUUCCACUGACCUUUUCAUUUACAAGCAUGUGAUUGUUUUACUGCUGCACUUCAAGCGGGUCAGGCAAGACGUUUGCCUGUAAUGCGUAGCAUGUAACACAAGCCUCCCAGUGACUUUACACCUGUUACGGCAUCCGUCUAUCAAAUAACCUCAGGUGAGCAGCUGCAUGGGCGACACACACACCAGUGUGUCCCACAGGACUGCUAUCUAUUUGUGGCCGUUGUGGGGUUAUUUUGGGGGGCAAGGGUAAACAGGUAGCACCAUCUCUAUUUGUGGUAGUCCAAAUUUAUUUGUGGUAGAAAACACUGUGCAUAUACACACACAGACACACACACGGACAGGGUCAGGCUUUGCAUCUAGUAAACAUGGACUAAUGUGAAACAUGAGCUGGAAAUAAAAAUAUAAUUACAGUCAUAGAGAGCUGGUAAAUACACCACCCUCACAUCAACCGCUAUGAUCUAUUAGUAGAUUCGGGAACUUUUAAAUUGUGGGUCAUCACCACAUCUUUGUGUGUGCAUGAGUGGGUGAAAAUGGUUGUGAAAAAAACAAAAUACGUGUUUUGGGCGUGUGUUGGUGUCAUUGUUUGGAAGAACGUGUCACGGUACGCCGUGCUUGGCCGUGUGUAUGUGUGACUGUGGAGAGGAUUCAUGUUUCCAGGGUUUGUUGUAAACUUCUCUCUGCAAACAACUGCAGUCAUGUGACAUGCAGGCUGGUCUUGACUCACCAUGUUGUAACGCCGCAACACCCCACCCCCACCCCACUCCCCCCAAAAGCAAAGCUCUAAUUCUAUCCAUCCGCCACUGAAAAUAGCACUUUGCUUUCCUUACAUCUUCGGUCUUUACAUCUGAUUUUCUUUGCCGAGCUGAGCAGCACCCCCUCUUCCUCCUCCUUCCCAUCUUCAUGAGGCCUCUGUGCUGCGCCUUCCAAAGCUGGAGGCCACCCCCCCGCACCCCAUCCCCUGCUGUCAUUGGCUCCUAGUGGUCACAUGGGCGUGGAGGGGGCGGUCCCAGCCCAGCUCUCUGGGUGUUCACAUGGAAUAACUCCACAGCUGCAGUGGGAAGAGAGCAGGGCCGGACAGAUACCGUGAGGGAGAGGCGGCCAGCCAAAAAUGGACAUGGCUAACCUAUUCAAACAUUUCUUUCGAAUCGGGAAGGUGAAGAGCAGGAAGGGAGGAAUGAGGGACACCGCCUCCAACGCCGAUGCCGACAUGUACGCGGACAACGGCGAGCGCCUGUACGACCUCAACCUGCCCGCCCUGGUCAAGUUCAGCUACACGGCAGAGCGUGAGGACGAGCUGUCGCUGGUGAAGGGCACGCGGGUGGUGGUGAUGGAGAAGUGCAGUGACGGCUGGUGGCGCGGCAGCUACAACGGAUGCUCCGGCUGGUUCCCGUCCAACUACGUGACAGAGGACGUGGACGGGACCGCAGGCGGCGGGGGGCCGGGCGGUCCUGGGGACCCAUCCAGAUCGCUCACGGAGAAGCUGGCGGCAGUGGUGAACAGCACGGCCAACGGGAGCAGGGUGCUGCACACAGUGCAGGCGCUCUACCCCUUCAGCUCGGACAACGACGAGGAGCUGAACUUUGACAAGGGCGAGGUGAUGGAGGUGGUGGAGAAGCCGGAGAACGACCCCGAGUGGUGGAAGUGUCGCAAAGCGGACGGCCAGCUCGGCCUGGUGCCCAAGAACUACGUGACGGUGCUGGACUCCGCUGCCCACAAAAGCACGGCGGGACCGCCCACACCCGACUGCGACUACAUCUCGCCUUCGGGCAGCGGACGCUUCGCAGGGAAGGAGUGGUACUACGGCAAGGUGACGCGCCACCAGGCCGAGGUGGCGCUCAACCAGCGAGGCGCCGAGGGAGACUUCCUCAUUCGAGACAGCGAGUCGUCGCCAAACGACUUCUCCAUCUCUCUGAAGGCGCAGAGCAAGAACAAGCAUUUCAAGGUGCAGCUGAAGGACAACCUUUACUGCAUCGGACAGCGCAAGUUCAACUCCAUGGAGGAGCUUGUGGAACACUACAAAAAGGCGCCCAUCUUCACCAGCGAGCAGGGUGACAAACUCUACCUGAUCAAGGCCCUGUCCGCCUCCUGAUCCCGCCCCUGUCCCCCACACACACACACACACACACACACACACACACACAAAUACACUAACAUUGGAGCAUCAAGCCUAGAGACUCCACACAUCAUCAGGACUUCUUUACGUCUGAUGGAGCAUUCCAAGAGGAGGACGGGAAAACGAAGGAAGAACUUGGUGGGAGUUUUGGGAGAUGACGAAAAAAAAAAGAGUGCAGACUCCUGAGAGCGGACUAUGGACCUCUUGGCCACUUAUUUAUGAUGUGAUCCAGAUGUUCUCUUCAUGUAUUUCCACCUCCACCAUAGCUCAUUACAAGUCACAUUUAGUUUGUCCAAAAAUAUAUCAUUUUUUUAACACUUUCUUUUUCAAAUGUGACCUUUGCUUUUCUUCUUUUUUACUUUUAACAGAGUCUGAGACGCAGCCCCUCCACCUGGACUUUGCUUUUUUUUUUUUUUUGAGCAAUUCUUUCCUGUGUGUGCGUGUGUGUGAGCUUGUGCGCAUGUGCGUGUGGACAAGCUAAUCCGCAACAUCUGCUAACGGCGAGUACAAAUUAAGCGACCAAAAUAUAUUUAUUGAUUGUGUUACUUGUGGAGCUGGCCUGUCAUGUUCUGCAUGUUGUGGGGGGGUUUUGGUCCCGGUUGUUUUCUCCAGGCUUCGCAACAAAAGUCGCCACAUGAAUGUUACAAAGACAGCCACGCCACAGACGUGACCUCUCACUCUGCACGCAAACAGGCCGUCAUCCAGCGUAGCGUUAUUAGGAGGUCAUGAGAAGAACGUGUGGCGUCGCAAAAGAGGACAUUUUCUCUCGGGGAAGUUGGGGGGGCUGAAAACACUCGUCAUCUCUGCUGAGGGGAAAUUGAGGGCAGUCCAAAAGAUGAUGUCACCGCGCUUGAAUUAGCAUCGUUGCAGGAAAGGUCACUCGGGGGUCGUGGAUGUGAGAGCUUACGUGUCUGUCAGGUUUGUGCAUCCUGAGAUGUUUGAUGAUGAUGAUGAUGAUGAUGAUGAUGAUGAUGAUGAUGAUGAUGGCGGUGGCAAUUUCUCAUGAUUUUUCCAGCCGCAGCACAAGAGAGGAGGAGUCAGAGGGAGGGGGAGUUAAUAGGAAAAGCAGCCCAUCAGUCACGGAGGGAGGAGAAUGGAUUCCCGCGUAGAGCAUCUGGAAUUUUGCUGCUCGUGUUCCUUGGGGCGGGGUAGGGAGUAAGCCUCUGCGCUCCCCGUGUUUCCCAGGUGUGUGUCGAGAUGAGCGAUGACUGGCAAAAGCCGAGUCCGCUCCCCUUUCCCGUGCAGAUUUAUGGCGAUUACGGCUCCGUGCUCACAUUCCAGGAUGAACCAACAGGACAAAAAAGGUCUUCAUCCAACAAACACAUUUCCCUGCUUGUCUGCUUUUUGCAUUUGUUGGCGCAAAACCAUUUGUGUUCCAUCACUUACGUGUUGUUGGAGUUCUCUAUGACGUCAUGUGACUAAAGCAGUGGAGGAUUUGGGAGAUUACGUUUGAAUGUGCCUUCGCAGCUUUCCUGUCAACCAAAGUUGAUUUGUUUUGGCCAUUUGUGUAAAGCGUUGCAUGUGAUGAGCGUUUCCUUUUUUUUUAAACUCCCCAUGCAUAAAAUGGCCAUUAGCAGAUAUUGUGUGUAGUUUCAAGUGUCCUUACAUAGCAAACAGUUCUAAUUUACGUGAAUGCCUACAUGUACACUUUAAAAACAGCCUGACUCAUUCAUGAGCACCUCAAGUAUCAAGAGGAGACGUUUUUUUGUCUUCUGGUGUCUGUAUUUCAUGUCCAACAACCGCGUAGCCACACACACACGUAAAUGUCUUUUACUUGAUAUUCAGAUACAACAAGUGCAAAAAUCUCCCUGCUCUGCAUUUGCAUAUAAGAGCCUAUCUUUUGUGUCUUUGCACCGGCCAAGGCCACAUGAGCACGUCCUCGCAGCUGUACAGAACAAAAUCUGCUUAAAAAAGAAAAAGACAUUGGACGUCUCUUGGGACUAGUAUUCCAAACAAAUGAACCAUGUUAACUUUGGUGCUUUUGUGCUGCUUUCUAUUUCUUUAUUCCCCCCACUGUUUUGUGAGUGAAGAAAACAGGUUCAUGCUGUGGAAUGAUGGAAAGGCCGUGCUGUGAAACUUGUCAUGCUCUUAUGCUGUUUUUAACGGAGGGGAGAUCGUCGUCUGCAGGUGUUACAAUUUAGAAGAGUUUAUUAGUGUUUAAAAGACGUAAUAAACAACAAAAAAGCAUGUGUUUUCACGUGUCAAAUUAUUCUUAUAUUUUACGCCAUUUGGGAACGCAAGAAGAUAAUCCUGUAAGGUGAUUGGACAAAAUGUCCAUCACAUCGAGCGGACCAAUCGAAUCGACGAGAAGGUCAACGAGGCGAGGCUUGGCAUGUAAAAUAGCGACUAGCAUCUCUGUUGAGUUUGUUCGGAGAACGGUUAGAAAUAACACUCUGUCAAGAAAAAAAAACUUGAUGAUUGUAUUUAGAUGUAUUCUAACACAUAUUCUAAUAGAUACAUGUGAAGUUGGGAUAAAACAGUUAGCCGUUGGCAGCCAUCGUCUUCAAACUAUUAACUUUCGCUGAGCUCUGAGUCACGCCCCCAGUUUUCGCAUGCAUCCAAAUUGAGACUGCUGAUUGGUUCAGUUUUCAAGCGCGAGUAUAUUGUAGGCGAGGCUAUAUUUGAAUGAAGCCUGCGUGUCAAAGUAGACAAAUCAGCCACGCCCUCAACUUCCACAUUCAUCGCAUGAGACACUUUUGAUUGGUCCAGCUGUCCAAGCGUAAAUUGUGGGCGCGUCUAUAUUUAAGUGAAGCGUGCCGGUCAAAGAUGACGUUGUCUCUUUUGAAAGCCUGUGGCGGCGUGCAAACAACAUGACGACUCUUCAGCAUCAGAGGGUGAGUCCUAAAUUAUCAAGAAGAGGUGAGUGGAAAGCUUUUAUUGUGGACACGUUUUUAUGGAAAAUGUGCCUUGUUGAUGGUCUCUCUGUUAGUGUCGGACCCUGAGUAAGUGUUUCGGUUUCACCUGAGCCUGUCCUAACAAUUUGGCUUCGGUGUUUGUGCCGAUGUCAGGCAAUCCUUGUGUAACAGUGUCCCCUCGUGGUCGAUAAUUUGGUUACAGUUACUCUUUUAUUGGUGGUGCUAAUGUGUGUGGCCUUUUCCAGAUAUUUCACAUCGAAACACUCUUUGUACAUCUUAAUUAUAUUAAAAUUAUGGUUGAAAUUGAUAUCUUGUAUAUUUUGUACUAGUAUUCCCUAUGGAACAAUUUGUAUUUAUUUAUUUAAAAAAAACCAGAGAAAAGCACAAUGAUGGAAACACAACGCUGUCAUAGCACUGUUUGAUUUAUUACCGCCCAGAACAGUGCUAAUCUGUAGGAGCCUUGUUUAGAACAUUUGGAUAAAAAUAAUAAAUAAAAUAAUCAAUUAAAGUAACAAUUAAUGUAGUUACAGUAUAUUUUAAAGCUUUGUGCACAUACAAUGAUCAAUUUAAGUGCCCUCUCUUGUGAUUAUAAUCCAGAUGUGUUGUUAAAUGCAAAUACAAAUUUAUAAACUCAUUUUUUUCUGGAUUACGUUACUAUAAACAAAAUGUUAUGUUCACAUGUUUGUAACAAAA